AUGUCUGAGGACAGGUCUGAGAGAGCGGACGGCAAGAUUGUGAAGAUGGAGAUCGAUUAUAGCGCCACUGUGGAUCAGCGGCUCCCCGAGUGCGAGAAAAUGGCGAAAGAAGGGAAGCUUCAGGAAGCCGUUGAAAGCCUGCUGUCUUUGGAAAAACAAACAAGGACGGCGUCAGAUAUGGUGUCCACAUCCAGGAUCUUGGUGGCCAUCGUGCAGAUGUGCUAUGAGGCUAAAGACUGGGACGCCCUCAAUGAGAACAUCAUGCUGUUAUCCAAGAGAAGGAGUCAGCUGAAACAAGCUGUUGCCAAGAUGGUGCAGGAAUGUUACAAAUAUGUGGACGAAGUUAGUGAUCUGACUUUAAAACUGAGGCUCAUCGACACACUCAGAACGGUCACUGCUGGAAAGAUCUAUGUGGAGAUUGAGCGUGCCAGACUCACAAAGACGCUGGCCAGCAUUAAAGAGCAGAGUGGGGAGGUGAAGGAGGCAGCUUCCAUUCUCCAGGAGCUUCAGGUGGAGACUUAUGGUUCCAUGGAGAAGAAGGAGAAGGUGGAGUUCAUUCUGGAGCAGAUGAGGUUGUGCAUAGCUGUCAAAGACUACAUUCGCACACAGAUCAUCAGCAAGAAGAUCAACACCAAGUUCUUCCAGGAAGAGGGUACUGAGGAGUCUAAGCUGAAGUACUACAACCUAAUGAUUCAAGUUGAUCAACACGAAGGCUCUUACCUCUCUAUAUGCAAACACUACCGGGCCAUUUAUGACACUCCCUGCAUCCUGGAGGACAGCUCCAAAUGGCAGCAGGCCUUGAAGAGUGUUGUUCUGUAUGUUGUUCUAUCACCAUAUGACAACGAACAAUCUGAUCUGGUUCAUCGAAUCAGCGCAGACAAGAAACUGGAAGAAAUUCCCAAAUACAAGGAUCUCCUGAAGCAGUUCACCACCAUGGAGCUCAUGCGCUGGUCCUCCCUGGUGGAGGACUAUGGGAAGGAACUGCGCGAGGGCUCAGCGGAGAAUCCCGCCACAGACGUCUUCACUUACUCGGAGGAGGGAGAGAAGAGAUGGAUGGACCUGAAAAAUAGAGUGGUGGAGCAUAACAUAAGAAUUAUGGCCAAAUAUUAUACAAGAAUCACAAUGAAGAGAAUGGCUGGACUUCUCGACCUAUCCAUUGAUGAGUCUGAGGAGUUCCUGUCUAACCUGGUGGUGAACAAGACCAUAUACGCCAAAGUGGACCGGCUUGCUGGUAUCAUCAACUUCCAGAGGCCCAAAGACCCCAAUGAUCUGCUGAAUGACUGGUCACACAAACUGAACUCUCUCAUGUCGCUUGUGAACAAAACUACCCACCUCAUCGCAAAAGAGGAGAUGAUCCACAAUCUGCAGUAGUCAUGGCAAUCCAUCCUCGAGCUCAGGAUUUCACUGGCUGACUUAGAUACUUUUUUUUGUCUUCACCUUCAAACCUCUUUGUAUAGGGGUGGAAAUAAAUAAAUAACCAUGUCCUUAUUUUGUAGAUACCCCAACAGUUUGCAAGAUUGGAAUCAUUUUGGGGUUAAAGUGUUUUUGUUGGAAAAUGCAUCUGGGCUCUAGGUUUCGUUUACAGAUUUUAUGUACUGUAACUGAAAUCAGCACUGUUUGUCAGGUACUAACAUUCUGGACUGGACGUUCAUCGAAGGGUCAGAGCGUAGGUUAGGAUCUGUAUGCGCAGCAGAUCUGAUUUUGGAGCAGUGCUUGUUUAUUUGAAUACUUCAGUGAUGCAUUAAUCCUGCUUGCUCUAAAUGUUGGGUUUCUGGAUGCAGACAUUGCAUGGCCCUGGACUCCAUGAAACCUGUUAAUUGGUUAAAUUUCACUGGCAGUGUGUUGUCUAUAGGCAAUUCAUUUUAAAUUUGACCUCAUACUCGUAGAGGUUCAUGGCUAUGAUGCAUAAAUAUUAUUCUCUUCAGUAAAUGGUUAAAAAAUCGGUUGCAUUUUUUUCCUCCUCAUGCCUGCUAAGAAUUUUUUGAGUCCUUUGCGAUAUACACAUUAAACCUUUCUUUUGAAUAUACCAGUGUUUUUAUUCUUCUUACUGCUGAUUGUUUUGUUAUGAUGUAAAUUCUACGUUUUGUAGUAAUCCUAUUGGGAAAUUUUGUUUUCAAUUAAUAAAAAUAGCUUUUAUUUA
Molecule: messenger RNA, 2140 nt
Organism: Electrophorus electricus (electric eel)
Lineage: Eukaryota; Metazoa; Chordata; Actinopteri; Gymnotiformes; Gymnotidae
Gene: psmd12
Product: proteasome 26S subunit, non-ATPase 12
Cellular component (GO): cytoplasm; proteasome regulatory particle, lid subcomplex
Source: RefSeq, a predicted model, not a curated record